AUGUCCUUCUUAAGACUACAUGCGCCUUUCAGGACUAUUAACUUAACAAAGCGAAUAGGUACUCGCUCUUUAGCAACCGCAACAGGCACUUCGCAUAGUUUCAAUAGUAAGAAAAACGCCAAAGGAAACUAUACCGUCACAAUUAUUCCAGGAGAUGGUAUUGGACCCGAGAUAUCAGAGUCGGUGAAAAGAAUCUAUAGUGCUGCUAAUGUACCCAUUGAGUGGGAGGAGGUUAAUGUGGUACCUUAUUUGAAGGAUGGCAAGACUGUCAUCCCGGAUGAGGCGUCGAAAUCUGUGAAAAGGAACACUGUUGCUUUAAAAGGACCAUUGGCAACACCGAUUGGCAAGGGUCAUGUGUCUCUUAACUUGACUCUGAGACGUACCUUUAAUCUGUUCGCGAACGUGCGUCCGUGUAAAUCGAUUGUGGGUUAUAAAACGGUAUACGAUGAUGUCGAUACAGUAUUAAUUAGAGAGAACACAGAGGGAGAAUAUUCGGGCAUUGAGCAUUUGGUCGUCGAUGGAGUCGUUCAAUCUAUAAAGCUUAUUACCAAAGUUGCAUCCGAGCGCUGUGCUCGCUAUGCAUUCCAACAUGCUCGGGACAUUGGUCGUAACCAUGUUACUGCCGUUCAUAAAGCUAACAUAAUGAGAAUGUCAGACGGUUUGUUCUUGGAUGCGUGUAGCGAAGUCGCCAAGGAUUUCCCAGACGUUAAAUUUGAUGACGUUCUGUUGGACAGAGCGUGUCUUCACAUUGUACAAGAUCCUUCUCUUUACUCGAAUGUUGUAAUGGUAAUGCCUAACUUGUACGGAGAUAUCUUGUCAGACAUGUGUGCUGGCUUGAUCGGGGGUCUUGGGCUAACACCAUCUGGGAACAUCGGAAGAGAUGCCUCGAUUUUUGAAGCCGUACACGGAACGGCACCCGACAUUGCUGGCAAAGAUCUAGCAAAUCCCACAGCUCUGUUGUUAUCUUCCAUAAUGAUGCUUCGUCACAUGCGGCUCAACAAUUAUGCAGAUGUCAUUGAAUCUGCCGUAUUAAAAACGAUUGCCGAUGGUAAGAAAUUGACACGAGAUCUAGGCGGCACAGCGUCAAAUACAGAUUUUACGAACCAAAUCAUUAGUAAUUUAGAGUCUGUUUGA
Messenger RNA from Paraglomus brasilianum, 1134 nucleotides. The record is from the annotation of a GenBank genome assembly. Lineage: Eukaryota; Fungi; Glomeromycota; Glomeromycetes; Paraglomerales; Paraglomeraceae.